Phaedon cochleariae (mustard beetle) is the source of this 2002-nucleotide messenger RNA. The record is from the annotation of a GenBank genome assembly. NCBI's taxonomy places the organism in Eukaryota, Metazoa, Arthropoda, Insecta, Coleoptera, Chrysomelidae.
AGUGGCACCUUGACAGCAGCUAGCAGAUAUGGAAUCAAAAGUAGAAAAUCAAAAUUUAAGCAGGAUUCUUCUAGAAGAGACAUUCUAUGUGUUGACUAAAAAGAACUGUGUUUUCAAAGUUCGGUUAACAAAGAGUGGAUUAUGUUUGAUAAAGGAGAGUGAAAAUUAUGUGAAAGAACAAGUCAUACCCAUUCGAGAUAUCAUAGGAUGUAGAUGUUUACGUAGUAAAAAACAGACCAAAAGAUGUGUUUGCCAAUCACUUCCUAGGUCAAAAAGUCUAGAAGUUGUAGAAGAAAGUUCUUUGGAUCUUGAUGAUACAGAUACUAGUGCAUAUUUGUAUAUUUAUGCUUAUAUUUUUCACAACUCCAAGGAAUCAAGUAAGAGGCGAGAGAGGACAAUCAUUACCUUGAGAUUUAGAUCAUUUGAUAAAUAUGAAGACAAUAAUAAGGAGGCUCAGAAAUGGAGAACUGUGAUCAAGAAGUUGAUCAAAGGUGAUCAUGUCUCAUUAUCUACUAUUUCAGAAUUCACUAUUAACAAUAAGGAUAGAGAAUAUAGAAGACUUUUAGUACUCUGUAAUCCAAAAAGUGGGGCAGGCAGAGGAAAAUGUAUAUUCCAACAAAAAAUAGUUCCAAUUUUAGAAGAGGCUGAAAUUCCCUAUGAUUUACAUUUGACCAAACAUGCUAACUUUGCCAGGGAAUUUGUAAGAACUAAUAAUUUGUACCAGUGGAGUGGAAUUGUUGUGGUAGGUGGCGAUGGAAUAGUAUUCGAAGUAAUCAACGGCAUAUUCGAGCGUUGGGACUGGUCGGACAUAAUAAAAUCGAUUCCCGUCGGCAUCAUACCGGGUGGCUCAGGAAAUGGUCUGGCCCGCAGCAUAGCCUAUUACUAUUCCGAGCCCUAUGCGCCGUCACCGUUCCUACCGUCCGCCCUAGCGGCAGUCAGGAGUAACUACGCCCCCAUGGAUUUGGUCAGGGUGGAGACCACGUCUCAAAUCAUGUUCUCGUUUCUGUCUGUCGGUUGGGGCCUGUUGUCAGACAUCGACAUAGAAAGCGAACGAUUGAGGAUGCUGGGUGGUCAGAGGUUCACAAUUUGGUCACUAGCCCGUCUGAUAGGCCUUAGAAGUUAUAGUGGAAAGGUAUGGUACUUGUCUUCAGAAGAUCCACUCAAUGCGCCCAAGGAGCAGCUUUGUACGAACGAUAUUGGUAGUAACUGCGAUCUCCCCACUGAAGUCAACUUAGAAACUCAAACAGGGAGGCAAAGAGUUGAUUCUUGGUACAGCGCCAAUUCUCGCAAAAGUGCUUACUUCUCGGCAACCGGUACCACAUACGCAUCCACGGCUGACAGUGGUGCAGGAGACCCUGCACCUGGAAGUAAGCCAAGGAUAUAUGGCCCAGCUUCCCAAAUACCUGGUUUGCCAGCACCUCUGCCUCCUACCUGGAAAUGCAUUUCUGGAAGGUUUGUUAUGGUACACGCCUCCUACCAGAGCCAUCUAGGUGAAGACUGCCUAUUCGCACCUGACGCUCGACUUAACGACGAAAAGAUAUGGUUGUUGAUAGUUCAUGAUGGAGCCAGCAGAUCUCAAUUGUUGCAUUUUCUGCUGGGGCUCAGUACGGGAGCCCACGCUACUUCCAAAUCUCAAAACGGUCUCGUGGAAUUCUUUCCUGUGAACGCAUUCAGGAUAGAGCCUGACAUGUCCGAGUCGGGAUAUAUGACAGUUGAUGGUGAACUAGUCACUUACGGGCCGAUCCAGGCUGAGGUUUUUCCUUCUCUGGGUAGAAUAAUGGUUCCCUGAUCAGAACAUUCCUCUACUCAUAACGGGAGUUUUGUUAACAAAUCAAAAGUUGUGAUUUUAUCAAGUCUUGAGCCUUUACUGCUCAGGCUUGACAGUAUUUAGGCCUUUUUCUGUGAUUGCCAAACGUACUCCAAAGUGUAAUUAGUUUUUAUUAUAUUAUAGGGAUAAUCUAUAAGCGGGAACGAAGGUCUUAAUAAUAAUGUUUCUAGACCC